Aegilops tauschii subsp. strangulata is the source of this 618-nucleotide messenger RNA. RefSeq lists its product as uncharacterized. The record is from RefSeq and is a predicted model, not a curated record. NCBI's taxonomy places the organism in Eukaryota, Viridiplantae, Streptophyta, Magnoliopsida, Poales, Poaceae.
UACAAACUCCAGCCAACCAAUCGGGAAACGACUUCCCAUCGCUUUCCCCUUCCCCCCGCCCGCAUGCUGGGCGCCGUCCUCCGCGGCCCGGCCUCUCCGAUCCCGCCUCUCUUCCCCGCGCCGGGGCGCCCACUCAUCCACCUCUCUCGCCGCCUCCCUGCCGCGCCCGCCAUGGCCGACGCCAAGAAGACCGACGCGCCGGCGACCCCGGCCCCGGAGCCGCCCGAGAAGCCGCUCCCCGGCGACUGCUGCGGCAGCGGCUGCGUCCGCUGCGUCUGGGACAUCUACUACGACGAGUUCCAGGACUACCAGAAGGCCCUCGCCGCCCACUCCUCCGCGUCCCCCGCCGCCGAUCCCAGCGGCGACAGCAAGGCCUCCGCCGACGAGAAGAUCAAAUCAUGAGACCCCAGGAUUCAGGACCCGUAUGUGUAUGCUUUGACUUCCCCUGUUCUCAGAUUGGAUUCUUGGUCGUGUAAGAUAUGUCAGCAUUACUCACAGCAUUACAGUUAAACAUCCAUUGUAUUCUCACCGUGUAUGCUGCAAUUGUACUUACUGCUCAUCAUUCUUUGCGUGACCAAAGAUGCCCCUGGUUAUGAAUACAAGUUCCAUUUUUGUGCA